AUGGCCAAUGACAAAGAAAACAACCCUACCCCAGUCGGCCCUUCUCGACGACGAAGCUCCGGACCAACCUUCGACAGCCUCAUGAGCCAGAAACGCACCAGCGACCCCGACUCCCUCGCCAGACGUGCGAGUCUACACGAGCAGAAGCCCCAGGCGGGUUUCUUCGGGAAGAUGUGGCACAAAUUUUUGUUUUUGGAAGGAACCUGCCAAGUUCCCAACCGCGAGGCUAACAAGACGGUUGCUCAAAUAUCGCCCGGAUCUGACGCGUUUCCAAUCGAGUCGGGGGCCUUCGGGACAGUGCGGGCGAACCCGCAAAAAUCUGUCCGCAGAGAGACGCGACCAGCCCAGCCCCGAGUUUUACACCUGCCUACAGCAAUUUGCUGCGGCGGCAUAAACCUUUUCCUUCCUACCAAAACUUUCUCCCACGCCUCCGGGUAUGGCUUCGCACUAAUCCCUAGGGGUGACCAAGGGUCAAUGCGAAAGAGGCAGCGUUAUCGACGUGGGAAGGGUUCUCCUCGGCCUAGUCCGAGAUGCUGGCUCCGGAGCAAAGUAGCUUCUGCCGAGGUUCGCUAG
Molecule: messenger RNA, 573 nt
Organism: Daldinia caldariorum
Lineage: Eukaryota; Fungi; Ascomycota; Sordariomycetes; Xylariales; Hypoxylaceae
Exons: 3
Coding region: 1-573 (190 amino acids)
Source: RefSeq, a predicted model, not a curated record